Molecule: messenger RNA, 6603 nt
Organism: Ipomoea nil (Japanese morning glory)
Lineage: Eukaryota; Viridiplantae; Streptophyta; Magnoliopsida; Solanales; Convolvulaceae
Product: autophagy-related protein 2
Exons: 15
Coding region: 204-6131 (1975 amino acids)
Biological process (GO): piecemeal microautophagy of the nucleus; reticulophagy; autophagosome assembly
Cellular component (GO): extrinsic component of membrane; phagophore assembly site
Molecular function (GO): phosphatidylinositol-3-phosphate binding
Source: RefSeq, a predicted model, not a curated record
GCGUCUGUAUUUUAUUCUAUCUCUAAAACCCUCCCUAUUUCUCUCUCUAUCCUCUUCUCUCUUAUUCGUCAUCUCUUUUUAGCUUGAUGGAGGUGGGAGCUAACCUCCAUCAUAAGCAGCGCGCCAUUUUUUAUUACAGAAAACCCUAAUGUUCUGCAGAGAGGCACGUCAAUUGACUUCUCUGAUUGAAUUCGAGUUUCAGAAUGUUUCCGUGGAACAUCGCCAGGUCGGCGGAGGCCAUGUUCUCCCGCUGGGCGAUGAAGAGGGUCUGCAAGUUCGUGUUGAAGAAGAAAUUGGGGAAAUUCAUACUUGGAGACAUCGAUCUCAACCAGCUCGAUGUCCAGCUCAGCGCCGGAACCAUUCAGCUCUCUGAUCUUGCUCUCAACGUUGAUUAUCUCAAUCAAAAGUUUGGUUCCACGUCAGCAGUAGUGAUGAAAGAAGGUUCUAUUGGCUCUUUGAUGGUUACGAUGCCCUGGAAGGGAGAUGGAUGCAGUGUAGAGGUUGAUGAACUUGAGCUUGUUUUUGCUCCUCGUUCAUGCCAUGUCUCUGGAAAUGGAUCUGGAGCUUGUACAUCCAGUCAGGAACCUCAGGACCACUAUGUCAGCCAUGGUUCGCCUAAUCUUGAGCAUGAUACUGUUGAUAAUGCUGGAAGAAGCACUUCCUUGGAUGUUCAUGAAGGAGUCAAAACUAUUGCCAAUAUGGUAAAAUGGCUGCUCACGAAAUUUCAUGUGAAAAUUAGAAAAGUGAUUGUAGCAUUUGAUCCUUGUUUUGCUGCAGAAAAGGACAAAGGUCUUAGUAGAAUAUUGGUUCUAAGGUUGACUGAGAUAGACUGUGGGACAUGCAUAUCUGAGAGUGCUUCUUCAGAUUGUGAGGUGAUGGCUGGUAACUUACUUGGGUUAAGUCAAAUGACCAACUUUGUCAAGUUUCAAGGAGUGGUACUUGAAUUUCUUCACAUGAAUGGUAUUGAUGACAAGACACCAUAUCCAUGUGCUUCGGGAACAACAGUUGGUGAAUGGUCAAGCGGCUCUUACCGAAAUGUGACCAUCCCAGUAAUCACUGGUGAAAGUGGUGGGUUUUCAGGGAGUCUGAAAUUGUAUAUACCUUGGAAUAAUGGUUCUCUUGAUAUGCACAAACUGGAGGCAGAUGCUUUUAUUGAUCCCUUGCAAUUGAAAUUCCAACCUACUAGUGUUAGAAGCUUCAUACACUUGUGGGAAAUUUUCAAAGACAUGGGGGAUAAGAACAGGAACAGCAUCAUUAGCAAGGGAACUGAAUCUGACCACUGCAAUGAACAGCUGAAUUAUGGCUUAUCAAAUACAGAUUCUUGUAGGCUUGCUGAAGAGGUUCUUCCUAGACAUAAAUAUUUUUCUGCAGAAUACCUUCCUCAAAUUGAUGAAGAGCCAGUGACACAGGCCCUACUGUCUGAGUCACAUCUUAUUUCAGAUUGGUUGAUGAGCCAGAAAGACAAAAUUGAAGAACCUGACUUUGGAGCUAGUGUGGAUCAGUUUUUUGAAUGUUUUGAUGGCUUGAGAAAUUCACAGUCAGCUUUGGGAAGCAGUGGGAUGUGGAAUUGGACAUGUUCUGUUUUCAGUGCAAUAACUGCUGCAUCCACUCUUGCUUCUGGAUCAUUACAUAUUCCUUCAGAUCAGCUGCAUGUUGAAACCAACCUCAGGGCAACUAUUUCCAAAAUAUCUAUAAUAUUUUUCUUCACUGAUGAGGAUGGCAAACAUUGCUCCAGUGCGGAGGCAGCCCAGAUAACUACUGGUUCUUCUGUUCAUUAUAUGAGUGCACAUUUCAAUGACAUGUCCCUUGUAUUGCAGGUACGCCGUCACGAAAUGAAUUUUGAAGCUAAGGUGCAGCAUGUUGGACUGGUCGACUGCUUCUCUAGUGGGGAUGUGAUGUUGAAUGAUGGUAAGGACAUAGAGGAAAUUCAAGGUGCAGUUCAAAAUGCUAUCCCACACAUUCCUAGGUCCAGCGAAAAAGGCGAACUAAACAAUCUAACUGGAGCUACUAGAGAUUUUUCUAUGCUAUCUGAUUAUAGGUGCACACACCCACAAACAUUUAGAGGUCCAGAUGAUGUGGUUCAGGUAAAAUUACUUGAAACCGUUGGUGAUAUUCAGUGUCAAAUCAGAAUUGAUUCCUCUGGUGACUCGUUCAUUGGACCAAUGUCUUUCUCAUUGAAGCUACCAUACUUCAUUUUUUGGGUGAAUAUUGAUUUGGUUUGUGAAAUAUCUGAACUUCUGAAGCAAAUUGGGGGUUCUUUUGAAAGGACUAGCAUAGUGGCUCCUUGCGAGGACUAUCAGUUUUCUUCUAAAAAGGAAGAAAUGAAGAGCUCUUUCACACAAGAAAAUUUAAUGGGCAAUGUAUUCAUUCCAAAUGCUAGAAUAAUAUUGUGUUUCCCAUUUGGAAAAGGUGGAGGUUUAAGGAGUUACUCUUCUUGGGAACACUUGAUUGCUCUUGACCUUUCUUCAUCAAUACCAACAGGGAAUAAAAGAGAUGCCAUGAACCAAACAUCAAUUGCUUGUUCCAAGAACAUGUACUCUUUACAAACAUCACAGUCUUUGCAUUUGAGUUUUGGGGGUCUUAAUAUCUACUUAAUUACUUUAGCAUCUGAAGAGAAUGUAGAUAGUAGCCCUGAUGCUGAACACAAGCAGAGAUAUUUAGCUCAGAACAUUAUGUCCAUAUCUUGCGGAACACAACAUUCUGUUGUUAGCUUGUUCUGGCAGGAGAGUCCUGUUGUUGCCACAGGUGAUAUGGUGAAGAAAGCCAAACUCCUUGCGUCUUCAGAUAUUAACAGGAAGAGAGAUAGAUUUAGGGGAAAAGACUAUGAAUUUGCAUCUGUUAGUACAGUGAAGGAUUCAGAAGAUUUUGAUGGUAUUCAACGAAAGAUGAUAGAGAGCUCUGAAUUUUUCAUUCAUGCACGGAUAUCUCCUUUGGUAGCUACUCUAAGCAAGUCUCAGUAUGUCUGCAUACAUCAUCUUCUGAGUCAGUUGAUUGAUCGUUUAUCACAAAUUUCCUCUGUUUCAGCUGAUACUAAAGAAACAUCUUCUGCAUCACAAGCAUCAGUUCUCAUUGAAUGUGAAUCUUUAACUAUUUCAAUUGGUUUGGAAGUAGUGGAGAAUGUUAAGGGAUCAUUCCAGUAUGAGCUACCAGGUUGUUGGCAUAGUUUGAGACUUGAGGUUAAGAAAUUCGGAUUUUAUUCUGCUUCUAACAUUGGAAGAAUUAGCAAUACUAGUUUUCUCCGCGUCCUCCACAGUGAUGGAAAGUUGUGGGGGCAUAUUUCUGGAGUUGCAAGGGAAGAGGUUCUUCUGAUAUCAUGCAAUGAUGCUUCCAUGGGACGUGGUGAUGGAGAAGGUUCAAAUGUAAUAUUUUCCAAAAGAUCAGGUUCUGAUAUAAUACACCUUUUGGAUCCUCAAAGUUUGAGCAAUUACACAUCCAUUACUGUCAGGUGUGGCACUAUUGUGGCAGUUGGUGGACGGUUGGAUUGGUUGGAUAGGAUUACAUCCUUCUUCAGUUUGCCCUCUCCUGAAACUGAACAAUGUGAUGACAGUUCACAGAAAAAAUGUUGCAAGGAAAGUCUGCCUUUUGAAUGUUCUUUUGUUCUUAACUUGGUAGACAUUGGUUUGAGCUAUGAGCCGUAUUUGAUGUUUAGCAAAGGCUCUGAUUUCAAGCUAGAUUCUGGCAAUGGAAAUGAAGUGGUAGACAAGCAGCAUGUUGCUUGCCUCUUGGCAGCAUCUUCCUUGAGGAUAUCCAACACCAGUUUUGCUGAUUCUGCUGUCAGGGAUUACAAAAUUAGUGUGCGGGAUCUGGGCUUGCUUCUUUCUGUGGUUGGUGAACCGGGGAGUGUUGCCCAUAUUUAUGGUGUUGAGCAUCUUCGCAAGAUCGGCUAUGUCAAAGUUGCUCAAGAGGCCAACCUUGAAGCACUUUUGAGAAUUUACUGUGAGAAUGGUAAUUUGUGGGAAGUUGAAUGCUCAGGAUCCCAGAUUUUUAUGAAUACUUGUCAUGACACUACUUAUGGUUUGAUUUGUUUGGCCACCCAACUUCAACAGCUUUUUGCACCUGAUAUGGAAGAAUCAGUAGUGCACUUGCAAACGAGGUGGGAUAAUGUUCAACAGGCAAGUGGGAGUAAAGAAUUAUGGACCUUUGAGGGCGACUCUCCCAUAUCAACUUCUACUGUCCUGACAUCAAUAGCGGAUGUGGAGUGUAAAGCCAGUAUAAUAAAUAUUAUGGAUGAAAUAUGCGAAGAUGCAUUUCAGGUAGAGAGAAUUAGUGAUGCUCAAGCUGAUACUUGUGAAUCACCUAUUCAUGUGUCAUUAAAUGAUAGUUGUAUUGGUGAGGCAUGUUAUUAUAGUAAUAUUGCAGCUCAACAUUUCUGUAAGAGCUUGCCUCUUUCUGAGUCAUCUCCAGCAGCUGGACUAGAAAAUGGUGAGAGUUCAUUUUCAGAAGAAAAAUUGCCUGAAUUCAUUGAAGAUUAUGUAUUGUCUGAUUUAUGCCCUCUCUCAGAGCUGUCAUUAAAAAGCAACUCACCAAAUGAUAUUCUUAAAUGCAAAACUAGUUCUCUGAAGAAUGGAGAUGACCAACAAGAAAGUAGUGGGUGGUAUGAUGACAGCUCAUUAAGAAUUAUAGAGGAUCAUGUUUCAAAAGCCAGUGGACACGAUGAUUCCCUGCAAUAUGUGAAGUGUGAGGCUUCCAGCAGUCAAACUGGAACUGAUGAAAAUGGAAAAGUCAAGGGUCGCAUAGUUUUUAAUGAUGUGAAUGUCUCCUGGAGAUUAUAUGCUGGCUCUGACUGGCAAAAUAUUGAGAAAAGUGUCCAGCGUUCUGCUGGUACAUAUGUACGUGAUAUAACUUCUUACUUAGAGCUCAUAUUGUCUGGAGUGGGCUUUAAGUAUGACAUAUUUCCUGAUGGUGGAAUACAUGCAUCUAGACUGUCCAUUGCGGUUCAGGAUUUCUUUCUUAAUGACCGCCGCAAUGAUGCCCCAUGGAAACUGGUGCUUGGGUAUUAUCAGGCAAAAGAUUGUCCAAGAAAGUCCUCCUCCAAAGCAAUUAAGCUGGAUCUAGAAGCUGUCAGACCUGAUCCUGCCAUCCCUCUGGAGGAGUACCGAUUGCGCAUUUCUUUCCUCCCAAUACUGUUGCAUCUUCACCAAAGCCAGCUUGAUUUUCUCAUCAUCUUUUUUGGGGGAACAAACUCAGCAUCUAAUUCAUCCCAGGGUGCUUCACAAAAUCUACAUGAAUCAAGAACAAUUUCACAGCAGAAAACUGUGAUUGGUGGUCAUGUAAUCCCCAUGGAAGCAUUACUUCCAUACUUUCAGAAAUUUGACAUAUGGCCUACGCUUGUUCGCGUUGACUAUAGUCCUUGUCGUGUUGACUUAGCUGCAUUAAGAGGUGGAAAGUAUGUGGAACUUAUUAACCUUGUGCCUUGGAAGGGUGUUAAGAUGAACCUCAAACAUGUCCAUGCUGUUGGUGUCUAUGGCUGGGGUUCUGUGUGUGAAACAAUAAUAGGGGAGUGGUUGGAAGAUAUUUCCCAGAAUCAGAUUCAUAAACUAUUGAAAGGGCUUCCUCCUAUUCGAUCAUUGGUUGCUGUUGGUUCUGGUGCUACCAAAUUGGUAUCUCUUCCAGUUAAGAGCUACAAAAAGGAUCACAAAUUGCUUAAAGGAAUGCAAAGAGGCACAUUUGCAUUCCUUAGAAGUAUAUCACUUGAAGCAAUUGGGUUGGGAGUACAUUUGGCAGCUGGUGCUCAUGAAAUUUUACUGCAAGCAGAAUAUAUACUGACAAGCAUUCCACCAUCAAUGCCAUUGCCUGCACAGAAUAGGGGGAACAGUGUGAGAUCUAAUCAACCUGUAGAUGCUCGGCAAGGAAUCCAGCAGGCAUGUGAUAGUAUAAGUGUUGGCUUCAGUAAAUCUGCUUCUGCCUUGGUACGGACUCCCUUGAAACGAUACCAACGUGGUGCUGGGGUGGGAAGUGCUUUAAUGACUGCUGUUAAGGCUGCUCCUGCAGCAGCAAUAGCUCCAGCUUCAGCCACUGCACGUGCUUUUCACUGUGCUCUUAUCGGGGUUAGGAACAGCCUUGAUCCUGACCGCAAGAAAGAGUCUUUGGAUAAAUACAUGGGAACAUCUCCGCCUCAACAGUUCAUGUAGUUGAGUGCCUUCAAAUAUAUGAAUCCCUGAAAGCAAAUGGAGGACAGAGUGAUUGAUUGAUAAUGGAGGCUUGCUGCCUUGGGUGGAUUUUUGUACAGAGAUUGAUUGUGUCGUGCUUAGUUCCUAUUUACAACCUUGUGUUUCUUUUUGGCAUAGGUGUUGUAAACAUUGUAGAGUUUAUCGAACCAAUUCUUUUCCUGUAAAAAGAAAUGUUAAUGUGUAAAUAUGGAGUGUACAUAGAAAGUAAUGGGGUUUUAGUAUGUUUAUUUCUUUCUGCUCAUCAAGUGGAGCACUGUACAUAAUGGGUCAUUUGAUCAGUGAUAGUCUCUUUUGCUGUUUUAGUUUCCCAUAUGGUGCCACGUACACCCUCCCCCUCUGGGUUGUUUCGGGGGGAUGGGGGAUUAUAUUUAACCAAAUGUUCAUUACAACUAAGAUGAAGAUUUCAUUAUAAAAUUCAUUUGGCUUGAACUGA